Colius striatus (speckled mousebird) is the source of this 722-nucleotide messenger RNA. Its product is annotated as nuclear envelope integral membrane protein 1-like. The transcript has 5 exons. The record is from RefSeq and is a predicted model, not a curated record. Gene Ontology annotation, cellular component: nuclear envelope. Bases 1 to 645 code for a protein of 214 amino acids. NCBI's taxonomy places the organism in Eukaryota, Metazoa, Chordata, Aves, Coliiformes, Coliidae.
AUGCCCAAGACAUCUGCCUCGACACCGAGCAAAGCACCUGUCACUUGGAGAUCCAUCCGCAUGCUGACCAGAAGACUGCUAUCUGCUGUUUGUGAGCUUGGUGACCUUCCACAUGGGCUACAUGUACGGCCCACUGGAAAUGAGCGCAGCAUCCAUCUCAUCUGGGGCCUGCAGCUCCUGGGGCUGCCGCUGCUAUAUGCAGCCAACCAGAUCCAUCCUCUUGCCUUGGCUGUGAUGCUGAUUCCAAUCUGCAUCAAGAUCAUCAAUUACAUCAUGUACUGGGCUUCUGCUGCCCAAAGGAGAGGGAGGAGCAUUUGGGCUCAGCCGAGCCCCUGUCACCUGCUGACCCAAGAGGAAUAUCAAAUGCAGGGCGAGGUGGAGACACGCAGGGCAGUCAAAGAGCUUCGAAAGUACUGCCAAAGCCCAGAGAUCAAUGUCCAGGCUACAAGGAGACGCCUCCGCUCUCCAGAGAGCUUUGCUGCCUUUCUGCGUGGUGCCUCUCACCUCACUCGCUACGAGGUCAUUCGCCAUGAGCAGGAGUACGGCCGUGGCAGCAGCUGCCCUGAGGAGCAGCACUUAGGAGGAGAAAUCCAAGCACAGCAAUCAGGUUUCACUCCCCUGUUGAUGCUUUUUCCUGACUAUUGAGGAGCCCCUGGUUCUCUGCUCUUUCAUCCCUGUAAUUUGUUACAGACUGUUUGUAGUUUUAAUAAAGAUUUGGUUUG